UUGCGGUACAUGCAUACAUCGGCAUAUAAAUCAAUUUGUUUUCUUUAGCGAGGCCAUCCACAUAUUUAAGGACUCCUACGAAUGACUGUGCAAAGGUUCGAGGUAACUCAGUGGGCAGAGACCAAGGAAGGACCCGAAACCCAAAGCGUAGGAUAUGUCAUAUGACAGUAAUAUGCAAAAUCCCAAAUCCAACAUUCAACUAUUUGUUGCCAUCAUCAAGCCCCGUAGGUGUUACAACAUGGUUUGUUUCAAAAAGGAAGCCCUUUGGUGAUUAAGAAACGUAAGAUUUGCCACGCCUACUUCGUAAACAAGACACCUGGGAGAAAAGUUACGAAAUAAUUAUUUUUUGGAGUCUGACUCAAAACAAUUUAUGGUUUCAUCUCAAAAUAGUGAAAGAGUAUGAAUUGUUUAGAGUGGAUUGAAAUCGAAAACUAACCGAAAAGUUCUGUGUUUCCAGUCAUUAUGUCCACCGGGUGGAUUUGUCUUUGGGGUAACCUUCAAGGAAUUGAAGAGGUAUCGUCUCCAGAAAAACGAUGACAGUGUAGCGUUAGCUUAGAUCCAGCCGACGCCUGAGGUCGUCCCACGCCCGAACGUGGCUGAGACGGUGGGUGAGGCCUCGGAAAUGACCACCGACAGAUAGGCAAUACCAGUGGGCGGACGACGUACUUACAUUCCUCCGAGCAACAACAAAAAAAAGAAAGACUUCGAUAAUUUUCGACGAUAAAAGAAAAGAAAAUAUGCCCGCGAGCCUCCUUUUAACUUCGACUCCGACUCUGCGUGGGGUAACUCGCAACGAAUCACUGCGCUCCGACUCCUCCGCUGCUUCGAACACCUCUCAAAGUUCUGCCACUGUCAACAAGAAAGUGAGCUUUAAUAAGGCAGUCAGAGUUAAAAAGUAUCCUCGCUCAAAGAAGGGCGAUCCGGAAUUUGGUGGUGCGGAUGAGACAAACGGUGACAGCAAUUCCGGAAAGCGUUUCUGGUUCAAAGUUUACAAAAACAAACAUCGCCAAUUGCCGGAUCCUAACGAAUACAGAAGGAGAAAUGAGGUCAUAUAUUAUGGAAAUGACGGAGAUGCUAGUGGGUAUGAGGAUGACUCCAUUAGCUACCAUCCCAAUCCUUCUGCUCUAAAUUAUCCGGUUUUCACUUCAGAGUGUGGCACUCAGACACCCAAUCGGAAGACUGAUACACCGUCGUCACGCACUGCACUUCUGGGAAACGAGUUCAUUCCCCUCCACUCCAGUCAGAUGCCCUCUGAUCCACCAGAAGUAAGACGGAACUAUGUAAAAAAGAUUGUCAAUCGAUUCAACGAGGAAGCCGUGCUUCAAAGACAGAGAUCGAACGAGGAAGGGACUAGAUCUCCUCCCACAUCACCUCCGGGAUCCCCAAGACUUCACUCCACCCCUAAACAUAUACCGGUAGCACCACCACCUCCUCCUCCUAUUCCACCUACAAUGUACAGUUCCAUCAAUCUUCCACCUCCACCAGAAGGUAUAUUUUCAACAUCUAGAACAAAGAAGAAUCCCAUUGUGAAUGGGGUUAAAGUCAUAUUUGAUGUGGAUGGGGAGACUAAGAGUGACGAACACCAUUCAUCCCAUUUCAAUGACACUAACGGAUACAAGAGAAUGUCUCCGGAACAUGGCAUGAAUGGCAGAAGAUCAUAUAAGUCGGAAAUUACGAUUCCCGAAGACGAUGAAACAGAAGUCAAAACUCCAUAUCCUACUCAGGAUAAAUUUCAUUUUGGAGACUUAGGAUAUAACAACCAAAUCGUGAAACGGGAUGGUCGUUUAGAUAUUGCAAAUGGUAGAGCAAACGGGGAUGAUGGAUAUGGAUAUUAUUUUGAUGAUGACGAUGAUUAUAGAAAUAGAAAAAGUAAAUAUCACGUUGAAACUUUUGACAGUGGUAAUCGACUACUUUUCGAUACAGAAGAUGUAAAUACUGCAACUGCUCAUACUGAUAAGGGAGAAUUCAAAUCGACUGUUGGUGAGAAACACCAACUGUGGCAAAACAAUAAACGUAUAAUUGUUUACGAAGAAAAAUCUCCUACAAUCAUAAGAAGGAAAGCAAAAUCUCAGAGUGACUUGUUAAAUUCAGAUGAUACAUUCCACCAUGAGGAUAAAUUAGACAAAGGAGUUUCAACUGACGAACUUUUUACUAAAGACAAUAAGGAUACUUUGUCCAAAAAGCAAAAGGAUUCAUGGCUUCGCCAUUUUCGAUCAGCGACAAAAGAUAAGGGAAUUCAGUGCAAUAAGAUUCCAUCUGAUGAGCCCGAAGAGUUAUAUGGAUUUGGAAAGUAUAAGAUUAUUCGUCCAAGAAAUGGUGUAGUGUCAACAUUCAGCAACGUGCCAAAAUUAGACAAAACAAAAUCUAACCAUACAGCAGUUCAUCAAACCAAUGGUUACAACUCCAAAGAUAGUCCUAGCGUCAUUUACAGUCAAGUGGAUAAAACUAAAAAGAAGAAAAGUGGUGAUAAGGAGAAGAAGAAAAAUAUAUUCUCCGAAGAUGGUAAAAUUGGAAGCCUCUUUAAGUCGCGCUCUGAACCACUUUAUAUCGGUCCUCCUCCUAAAAAUGCUCAACGAGGGGAAGAUGAUUUCGAAGGUAGUUAUUAUGAAGACGCUGGUGAACGCACCAUUAAAACGUCCAAAAAAAGCUUUGGUUUUAAGCUAGGUGGUGUUGGAAAAGAAAAUGAUAGGAGAAACAGAAGUCCAUACUAUGAAGAAGACUGGUACAAUGUUGAUGGAGAUGUUGAAGCUGUGGAGCGUCAAAAGAGAAGAGGCAAAAAUCAUCGAGAUAUAGCUGAAGUCCGUCAGGAGAUUGCCGAAGAAGAAAUAUCAGACAUCAGCAGUCUUAGCAAUGGUGAGCACAAAAGAAACGGUGGGGGUGCUGGUUCCGUGAUGAGGGAAGUGGAUUACAAGAAGAGAGAGAUUUCUUACGAAAAUGUUCCACGCUCAGAUGGAGAGAACAAUUCUCAUAACAACGUCAGUAGUGGUCUUUGGUAUCGUGAUGCUGACGAAGAUUAUCGCAGAGAAAUGGCUCAAAGUGAAGUAUCAUAUCCAGCUGGUGAGUCUGUGGGUAGUGACAGAUUUUAUACGGUGGAUCGUAAGCAGAAAACAAACAAAAAACUUCCACCUCCUAGUCCUAGAGCUUACACUUUAGAUCGUAGGCACUUAAAAAGUAAAGAAAAGCAAAAGACUGUGCCAAAUACCACUGGUGUGAAAAUUCUUGUAAAUGGGAAAGAAGUUAAAGAAAAAUCUGCAACCAAAAAAUCAAAAAAGAGAGAAGAACCUUCAUCGGUUCAAAGUGACCCAUUAAUUGUUAGGGGUGGUUUAGCUGCUGCUUACCAAGCAAGGCAAAGAGCAGCAGUAAAACGUAGCAACAGUUCUGUUUCAGGACUGAGUAAUAGGUUUAGUGGCAGUACUCCUAACGUCCGACGCAUUGUUGCUUCCUCUGAAAUGUCAGCAGCCAGUUCUGAAAGUGAUUCCACCAGACACCGGCGUCCUUUGGUCAUGUACAUUCCUGGGGUGAGUCACCCCGAAAAGUCACCAGAUAAGGAGGACAGGGUGAGUAGUUCCAUUGCCAGAAGUCAGUCAAUGAUGACCCCAACCCGUCCUCCUCGCAUGAUUAAAAGGGUUAAUUUAAAGAACCACAAGGGAUCUCGUUCUGAGUUAUACCGAAAUGGAGAUAUUUACGAAGAAGAUGAAAUCAUGCCAUUGGCUUCAGAAACGAGCAGAAAGAAGCCGCCAAAAGUGCCAUCCAACUCCAAGAAACAUAAUGACAUUAAAAGGAGUCAUUCUAUGCCAAAAGAUACCAAAUUCUCUUGGCUAAAAUGGAAAAUUAGAGGAAAACCUUCCAGAGAGCCUUAAUUUUGUUCACUUUUGUACAGUUUUUGUUAACUCACUUUCUUCAUAUUUUAAAUUGUGUUUAUUGACCCCUAAGUGCUUGUGAUAAUACUGGAUAGCUUUAAAGCGAAUUUACAGUGUUAUGAUUGAAUGUGCAUCUGUUUGUGAUAAGGUAUGUUUAUAGUUUUAUUCUUGUUUUGAACAUUUUUGAAAGAAAGAACAAAAAAAACUAACAAUUCCCAUUUUUAAUAUUUGUGAUCCAUGUGAGAGAACUAAAUAAUGUAUUCAUUCUUUUAAUUCAAAACUAGUGUACGGGUAUAACAUAGAAUUCUUAAGAAUACAAAAAUCAUGGUUUCUUAGCAUUGUCUAAAAUUGCUUAAAAAUACAUCUUCAUUUACGAGCUUAUGGGUUGUUUUUGUUAAUUUUUAAGAAUUAUGCAGUUUUUUAAGUGUUAUCUUUUAUUAUUAUUUCUUUUUUUCAUUUUUCUCUUGAUAUUGGCAUGAAUUAUAUCUUAUAUUGAAUAUUAAUUCCAGUUUCUUUUGUUGAUUUUUUGUUUAAAGCAAGUUCUCUAAAAAAUGCAAAAAUACUUAUUUUUUAUGCAUUUUAAAGGGUUCUAAAGCUUAAACCAUUUAAAUAAUAAUUCUUUUAAAGAGCUAUCUUUACUCCAAAUGCUUGAAGAAUUUUUGCCUGAACUAUCCUGUGAUCUUUACUCCAAAGUUUCGGCUGACAUUUUAUUUCAUAAAAAUUUAAUGUAAAUCAUUUUAAUCUUCAAUUUUAAUACUUUCAUGCCUUUAAUGUUCUGUAACCUCAACAAUAGCUUCAUUUAUUUCAUAACUUAGUUCCUCUUAGCUUUGUAGUUUAAGCAACUGAAAAUUUGUUUGAGUGUUUGUUUUUAAAAAUAACUUUAAACAGUAAUAUUUAAAAAAAAUUGAAGCUGAUUCGUUUGUAUUUUCUGUGGUUUCAAUUGUUUUGUAUAUAAAUGUAUAGAUACUUGAAUGUAAUAUUUUUGUGCCAAUAAUUAAUAUUCGCUUAGUUUACCAAUUUCACUUUUGGAAGCUGUUCACUAAAUCAACUCGCGUCUGAAACUGUUGAUGCCCUAUUUGGAAAUAUUUUUGUAUACUUAUGCGAAAUGUUUCAUAUUAGAAUUAAUAAAAUGUUUGAAACAUUGUUA
Molecule: messenger RNA, 5007 nt
Organism: Parasteatoda tepidariorum (common house spider)
Lineage: Eukaryota; Metazoa; Arthropoda; Arachnida; Araneae; Theridiidae
Source: RefSeq, a predicted model, not a curated record